Molecule: messenger RNA, 797 nt
Organism: Lotus japonicus
Lineage: Eukaryota; Viridiplantae; Streptophyta; Magnoliopsida; Fabales; Fabaceae
Product: putative F-box protein PP2-B12
Exons: 3
Coding region: 12-797 (261 amino acids)
Molecular function (GO): protein binding
Source: RefSeq, a predicted model, not a curated record
GAGAGUAAGAUAUGGAAUUGUCGGAAGAAUGCAUCACUGACAUACUGUGCCGCACUACUCCAUUGGAUGUCGCCAGGAUCUCCAUCGUUUCUAAGAUCUUAUGCUCUGUCGCUGAUUCUAACACUAUUUGGGAUCAUUUUCUCCCUUUCGAUUAUCAUUCCAUCAUUUCUCAGUCUCUUUCCUUGGACAACGCUCCUUCAAAGAAAGCCAUUUAUCUCGCUCUCUCAGAUCACCCUAUAAUCAUCGACCGGGGGAAAAAGAGCUUUCAAUUGGACAGGAAGAGUGGGAAGAAAUGUUACAUGCUUUCUGCUAGAGCUCUCUACAUUUUUAACAGUGACGAUGAACGUUACUGCCGCUGGGUUACCAUUCCAGAGUCUAGGUUCGAAGAAGUUGCCAUGCUUAAAGAUGAUUUAUGGUUUUCUAUAUUUGAGAAGAUAAAUACUCUUGAUUUGUCCCCAAACACUCAGUAUGCAGCUUUUCUUGUUUUUAAGUGGAUCACCACUCAUGGCUUUUACAACGAUCUAGUGUUGUUAUCGAUGAGCAUUUCGGGAGGCCAUGUCUAUACUAAGCGUGCUUGUUUGGACAUGAGGUUAAAAGUGUUGUCUAUGUACGAUAUACGAGAAUAUCCAAAUGUGAGAAGUGAUGGUUUGUUGGAGAUUGAGAUGGAGGAUUUUUUCAUUUCAGGCCUACACGAUGGUGAAGUGGAGAUGAGUGUUAGGAUUCCAAAGAGUUUUUCAUGGAGGGGCGAUUUCUAUCUGGAAGGAAUAGAAGUUAGGCCAAACCAUAAGAAAUAUUAG